AUGGCCACCAUAAAUACAAGGAAAUUCUCCCGUAUCACUCAAAAUAAUCUUUUCAAGGUCAUAAGAGAGGCAUACGAUGGAUCAACCAAUCAAACCCUCAUUCUGCAACGGGAGGUUUUGCCCUUAAUCAAUGACAUCUGUACAUUCAGCCAGCUGCAAAGAGAGACUAAUGUUAACAAGGUUAUGAUAGAAGACAAUGAAUCGUUACAGAAUCUCAAUUCAGAUGCAGGCAUAAGUAGCUCGCAAUUGUUAUUUGUGAUCGACGUACGAUCGGAUUUAGCAGUUAAAAACGAAAUUAAACAGGCCAUCCAAGCAACGAGAGGUGAAGUUAUUUACCUAAGCUGGGACCAAGAACCAUCGGAUAGACAAGGAAAGCUUUUGCACUAUCUGAAUCUCGAAUUGGGAUCAAAAACUAAGCUCAGACGCUGGAAUGUACUACCACGCUGUUUUUUGGACGACAACCUUUUAACGUGCAACGUCCUGUACAAUGUGGAUAGCGAAAGUCUUUACGUGCCGAAAACGUUUUCUAUGAGCAAAGUUACGCGACAUCUUCUCACGGAGAAUUUAGUAAACGCUGUUCAAUCCAUACUUCAGCAAACGGGACUUUUCAUCACGCAGGCGGCUUCGUUUGGCCCCAACUCGCAUGCGGUGGUGGAUCUUCUUAAGAAGCGCUUAGAGGAACGCAAAACUCAUGAAGAAGCUUUCAUUGAAGACGCUCUGUAUGGCAACCAGCACUCGGGAUUGCAGUGUAAUUUAAUCGUGUUAGAACGCCAAGCAGAUUUUCUUACGCCACUUUUAUCGCAACUGACAUAUGCUGGCAUUGUUGAUGAUCUGUACACAAUGAAGGAUAAGAAACUCGAAAACCCCCCGAAGCUAGAUGACGUUGAGCUACGACCCUUGGACUAUUUAGAAGAUGAAGUCUGGAGGGAGCUCAAAUUCAAGAAUUUCGGAGUGGUGGGACCUCGUCUCAACGAGAUGGCCAAAGAUUUGCAGAAAAAGUACGACGAGAGGCAUAAGGCCGAAAGUGUGGGCGAGAUCAAGGAAUUUGUAGAAAACUUGAGUGGCUUACAAGAUUUACAAAAAACUCUUAAAAUGCAUACGGCUUUAUCGUCCAAUAUCGUCGCCGAGGUAAGCAAAGAUGAAGAGAUUAGAGGCGAAUCAAUUUUCAAUCGAGUUGUUGAGUUCGAGCAAGACCUGGUAGCGGGGAACAUGAGCCAACGGGGCGGCUGUGACAAACUUUUGGAAUUCAUGUACGAGGAUGAUCUUUCUGAAUCACGAAUCCUGCGUCUGUGCUCGCUUUUUUCGCUGGUAAGUAACGGGAUACGCGAGCGGGAACACAACCUACUGAAAACUGAACUUGUGGAUUCUUUUGGUAUUAAUAUUCUCUUGAGAUUGGAGCGAUUGACGAGGGCUGGGUUGUUCUUGAGCAAAAGUUCUCACGGGCGGUAUGGACCCUGGCGUGAUUUCCAUGCGUUGUCUUCGGCCAUCGAAUUAUUACCACAGAGCGAAACGGAUGGAGAUCCUGCUAAUCCAAAAGACGCUUCGUUUGCUUAUUGCGGUAUAGUUCCUGUCACGACACGAUUGGUCCAGCUGCUCUACGAUCGUUCUUUUAUUGCCAAAACAUAUUCUGCGCAACAGCCUUUCAUGAUCUCGAGAACACCCUCAUGGCGCGGACUGGAGGACUUCUUCUCGCAGGAGUACGGUCCUAAUAUGGCACGAGAACAAGUUUGGGACCGCUCUGACGCGCCAACCACGAAACAUGUAGGAGAAGUAGGAUCGAAAGUUUCAGAUCCCGUUCUCGUGGUGUUUCUGGGUGGUGUGACGCUGGGCGAAGUCGCAUGUUUGCAAUUCUUGUCCGACCAGUUGCGUGCAAAGGGUAUUCGAAAACGGUUCAUCGUGCUCUGCGAUGGACUCACGGGCGGCAUACGCAUCCCUGACGUUUAA
Lachancea mirantina is the source of this 1944-nucleotide messenger RNA. The record is from the annotation of a GenBank genome assembly. NCBI's taxonomy places the organism in Eukaryota, Fungi, Ascomycota, Saccharomycetes, Saccharomycetales, Saccharomycetaceae.